AUGGUGUCUGCUGCAGACUUCUCUCAACAGGAUUUUGAUUAUAUUAUCAUUGGGGGCGGAACAACUGGCCUUGCGUUGGCCUCGAUCCUCUCAACUAAUGCUAGCGUUCGCGUAGGAGUUAUUGAGGCAGGUCUGAGGAAGGACGAUGAGAUGAUUCUUGUCCCCGGCAUGAUCGGCAAGGCAGUUGGAAAUCCCGAAUAUGACUGGAAUUUCGUCACAAAACCCCAACCAUUUGCUCAGAAUCGGGAGAUGCCAAUCCCUAGAGGCAAAAUUCUUGGUGGUUCAUCAGCAUUGAAUUAUAUGGCUUACUGUCGCGGUUCCGAGCUUGAGCAUAAUGACUGGGAGAAACUCGGCAUCAAAGGAUGGAAUUGGAAUACUAUCAGUGAUGCAAUUAAAUCCGCCGAAGCUUGGAGCCCUCCAACUCACCACGCCAAGGCGCACAACGCAGAUAAUGUUGCAAAAAAUCAUGGCAGGUACGGCUAUGUCAAGACAACUGCAUACAGUUACUAUUAUGAUCUCGUUCUGCCAUUUUUCGAGACCAUGAAUAAGUUGGGUGUGGUCACGAACCAAUCUGAAGCCUCCGGAGACAUUAUAGGUAUUUGGACAUACACAGCGUCCAUUGAUCCUCAAACAAAUACACGCUGUUACAGUACAAAUGCGUAUUAUGAUCGGGUUUCUAACCGAUCAAACAUCGUUGUACUCACUGGUGCUCAAGCCUCUAAAGUGAUUUUCAGACAAACCUCCAGCAGUGACUUGCAAGCUACAGCAGUUGAAUAUUAUAAAGGGGGGCGGACUUACAAAGUCCCUGUGCAUCGGGAAGUGAUCAUAUCGACUGGCACUCUGCAAACCCCCCAGCUUCUAGAACUUUCAGGGAUCGGGAAUCCAGACCUCUUGCGUAGACUGAAUAUUCCCGUAAAAAUCGACUUACCUGGCGUUGGCGAAAACUUUCAGGACCACCCUAGGGUAUCCAUGGGUGCCGAGCUGAAAGGCUCGCACGAGACCGCGGAUGACCUCAAUUCAGAAACCUUUGCUCAACAUAGCCUAGAACAAUAUCGUCUUUCCAGAACAGGGAUGCUCAGUAGCACACUGUCUACCCUGGUAUUCAUUCCAUCGUCAUCUUUCAUCCCACCAGACAAGAUGCGGGGUAUACUGUCAGCCCUGGACAAGGCCCUGAAAUUACCCCAAAUCCAAAACUCGCCCUGGAAAAAAUGGUACGACGUCCAACGUGCCUGGCUGGAGAAUGAUGGUAUUGCUCAGUUAGAGGUGGUUUUGUUCCCUUCUUAUACCCACGCUGCGUGCACAAACGAAAAAGCUAAACAUUACACGAUAUCGGUCUUCCUGCAACAUGCUUGGAGUCGAGGACAUGUGCAUGCGACUUCUUCGUCUGUGUUGGAUUCACCAGAGAUUGACCCGGCAACGCUCGAUUCUCUGGGGAACAUUGAUAUGAUGAUGCUUUUGGAGGCUAUAAAAUAUGCUUUCAAGGUCAUGGAGACAGGGGCUCUGGGUGACUUGACUGCGGAAAUCAUUGAACCUAAACCUUCUUGGUCAGAUGAACAAUUGAUGGAUUACAUCCGCUCAGAUAUUGUCAGCGGAUUCCAUCCUAUAGGGACGGCCUCGAUGCUCCCUCGGUCCGCCAAUGGCGUCGUUGAUAACGAACUGAAGGUGUAUGGGACAACCAACCUGAGAGUGGCGGACGCCAGCAUCUUCCCAAUCCACCUGGGAACUCAUCCUCAAGCCACACUUUAUGGGCUGGCUCACAAAGCCGCGGAAAUUAUUCAAACCAGCGAAAAGGCCAAACUUUGA
Molecule: messenger RNA, 1803 nt
Organism: Suillus subaureus
Lineage: Eukaryota; Fungi; Basidiomycota; Agaricomycetes; Boletales; Suillaceae
Product: alcohol oxidase
Exons: 22
Coding region: 1-1803 (600 amino acids)
Molecular function (GO): flavin adenine dinucleotide binding; oxidoreductase activity, acting on CH-OH group of donors
Source: RefSeq, a predicted model, not a curated record